AUGGCCUCUGCAGAUCAAGUUGUUGACAUUGAGAGCCUGAAGGACAAUCCUUCUGAACAGAAAGCGCUCUCCGAUGACGACCGUACAAGCAAGGCCUUCUUCAUUGAAGCUGCUGCCUUGCUCACGAUAUGGAGUUUGCUGGUCAUCAACGAGGGAGCUAUUCGCCUGGUUAACUCUGAUCCCGCUGGUGGCUUGGAUGGAGGUCGACCUCCAUCUCUUCUAGUCUUCUUGGCAAGUCUUGCAGAAGUUUUCUUCGGCUUGGUUGGUCUCUUCGUUGGUGUUGCUGGAUUCAUAUUCAGAUGGUACAGUACGAGUGUGACGAAGGCUUCUUUGCUCUUGCAAACUCUCCUCGGAUAUUUUGUCUUCGCCAUCUUUGUUUUCGUUGUGCCGGCAGUCAAAGCGAUCGAUUUGGAAGCACCAACGGGAGAAUUGACCCUGGGCCAAGAAAAGUUCUUGAUUGCUCUUGGUGUUUUAACAUCCUUUCAUUUUUGCCUUGCCUUGCAGGGCGGACAGUUUGUCUUCUUCGCACGUCUCAUUUGCGCAGGGACCGGGCAGAACUUCCUCAUGCAGAACACAGGUAACCGCAUGCGUGCGAUAUUCUGGAACGGGAACCUUGGCUUCGCUGGCAUCUGGACUCUGAUUACUGGUAUUCUCAUCAACGCCAAUAUCGGCGGCGGGAAACUCGAUAUGCCGUUUCAAUCUCCCCCCAAUGUUGGAAGGCUACCAGCAAUGACAAUUGUAACCGGUAUAUUGCUGAUUUUGUGGGCUGCGAUGGGGAUUUUCUUGGCUCUGUCAAGCAAGCCAGCACCAUGGAUGUACUACCUUCUUAGCGGUGUUGUAUACUUGUUUUCUUAUCUGAAUUACACCAUAGUCCAGUUUGGGGUGAUGAAAAAACCCAAUCCGAUGGGCCCCAGCCCAUUUGGGGGUCCUGUUGCGAUGCAUGGUGGAUUAGUGUACAUGGUCGUAUUCCUUGGUCCCUAUUUUGUUCAUCUGGCAUCGAAGGAGAAGAACGGACAUUCGUUGUAAGGAACAUUACGGGAGGACAAUUGUUGGCACAGCGCUCUUCUCAGCUAAUGGGCCAUUUGCAAGCAUGAUGCUCCAUAAUAUGUGCGACUCAUGUAUUCCGGCAAGGUGCGCACAUAACGUAGAGAUAGACAACCAUGGAAGGAUGGCAUAAGAGAUCAAGUGAAGUUGUAUAUAGGGAACUCUUUCUUCCAAACAAAACCAUUCGUUAAUAUCAUAUUAAAAGGUUUCCCAUUCAUCAUGAAA
This is a messenger RNA of Chondrus crispus (carragheen), 1269 nucleotides long. RefSeq lists its product as hypothetical. The record is from RefSeq and is a predicted model, not a curated record. NCBI's taxonomy places the organism in Eukaryota, Rhodophyta, Florideophyceae, Gigartinales, Gigartinaceae. The coding region runs from base 1 to 1026 and encodes 341 amino acids. The transcript has 2 exons.